Geodia barretti is the source of this 338-nucleotide messenger RNA. NCBI's taxonomy places the organism in Eukaryota, Metazoa, Porifera, Demospongiae, Tetractinellida, Geodiidae. The record is from the annotation of a GenBank genome assembly.
CCAAAUUAAAGAGGAAACAAUAGUCAAUGGCAGUAAACAUCGUCGCCGUUUUGCCUCGUGCGGGAGCAAUUGUAAGUUGACAGCUUUCUUGAUUACUUCGCGCGCGCAUGCGAUUGCGCAUCUUGCAGGGACUUGCAGUUGUGUUCCUCAUGGUGCCUGCCGCGACCGUCGGACUCAUUAACAGCAUUGACAGCAUUCGGUUUAUUCGGGAUUACGACGGUCCAACGACAGGUCCACUUGCAGCCCAGAAGGCGCUCAUUCUCGCCACCCAAGAUUCUACGGGCUGGUUCAUUGCAAAGAGUAUCGUCAUCGUUAUAUCGCGGAGGUCGCCGCCAUCG